Molecule: messenger RNA, 1205 nt
Organism: Misgurnus anguillicaudatus (oriental weatherfish)
Lineage: Eukaryota; Metazoa; Chordata; Actinopteri; Cypriniformes; Cobitidae
Gene: cdca8
Product: cell division cycle associated 8
Biological process (GO): mitotic sister chromatid segregation
Cellular component (GO): chromosome, centromeric region; spindle midzone; chromosome passenger complex
Source: RefSeq, a predicted model, not a curated record
UCGUAUCUUAUUGGUCAAGCGACGGAGGCGGAAGUCAAAGCUGCUUACUGAUUGGCUUAGAGAUGUAGCGUCGUUAUAUUUGAAAAGACGCUCCUUCUCGUCUGUUGUUGGUGACGGUAGAGAUAGUUCGUUAGAGGCAGAGCAUAAACAAAAUUCGCCAUGGCACCGAGAAAACGCACCCAGAAUUCAAAAACCAAGAAAAAUCCGAAGACGCGCAAACUGGAGGCUUUUCUGCUUGAUUUUGACGAUGAAGUUCAUACCAUUGUUGAAAGGUUGAAGGAAAAGACCAACCAUCUUCUGAAAGAUGCAGACAACCUGUAUAAAACGGCACUUAUCAAACUCCCCAUGGCAGUGAGGAAAAUGAACUGGAGAGAGUACUGUAACUUGGAGAAGCCAAAGUCACCAGUGGAUGAUUCAAAGGUACGAGAGGAAGCUGCCCAGGUGGAACUUGCUAUUGCUAAGAAUCAUGCAAUUCCUGCUGAAAUUUUAACAGAAACCAAGAACAGUGCAAACUCUGAGGAUGAAAACAUUGCUCCCCGAAAACCUACGGUGAAAAAGAAGAAAGCACCAAAGAAGGCACCUUCAACCUCCAAGAAGGCCAGAGCUCUCUCCGUCAGCAAGCAGGGCAACACCAUACGCAAGUCUACAAGAAAGCCUCUGGUCACCCCUGCUAGAACUUUACUAGAGUCUUCAAUAAUCGGUCCAACACCACUCAUGACACCACGAUUUGACCCCAGAUUGCCGAAGACUCCAGCAGUGAGACUUCCAAAGCACAAGGAAAAGGUGUAUAGCAUGUCUGUCAAUGGCUCACCCAUUUCUGGGAGUGCAGACAGUAUCGUCAUUAGUGUUCCUCUUGGAAAUGGAGAGUGUAUUCAGCUGCUGGCCAAUGAGAUGGACUCUGUGGAUCUGAGUCAGCUAGAUGAGAAUGCUUUACGGAGUAUCAGAAACCUUCAGAAUCGUCUGACAACUCUUUGUGGAACAUCAAAGUGAACCCAUUUUCAACAUGAGAUUUGUAAAGCACACUGUCCUUUAUUUUUCCUUUGUUCGAUCGUCAUUGUAUUUUAAGACUGAUUUUAUUCUUGUAUGCUGUGAGCUUUUAAAGGAUAAAUGUAAAUACCAUUAGUAGUAGUUUUGUAUCGGCCAUUAUCUUUGUAUUGUGUUCCAGCUUCUGUAAAUAUGACUUUUAAAAAGACCACAUUACACAA